Messenger RNA from Anthonomus grandis grandis, 1010 nucleotides. It is a transcript of the gene Prosbeta2, whose product is annotated as proteasome subunit beta type-7. The transcript is spliced from 5 exons. Gene Ontology annotation, molecular function: threonine-type endopeptidase activity. Gene Ontology annotation, cellular component: proteasome core complex. Lineage: Eukaryota; Metazoa; Arthropoda; Insecta; Coleoptera; Curculionidae. The record is from RefSeq and is a predicted model, not a curated record. The coding region runs from base 110 to 937 and encodes 275 amino acids.
UGAAUGACAUUCUUGACAGGUUACAGAGAGUGACUUGUCAAUUUGUCGAAAAAGAAACUGCAAACAAAAAUUCUGAAACUCAUUCCGGAAACUUACCGAAAUCGUAAAUAUGUCGGUUUUGUGCCCCGAAAUUCCCGCACCUGGCUUUUCUUUUGAAAACUGCCGCAGAAAUGCUAUGCUUGAGGGCAAGGGCCAUGCUAUGCCCAAAGCCCAAAAAACCGGUACCACCAUCGUGGGCAUCAUUUAUAAGGAUGGGGUCAUUUUGGGGGCAGACACUAGGGCCACUGAAGACACCACUGUAGCAGACAAGAAUUGUGAAAAGAUCCAUUAUUUGGCCCCAAAUAUGUAUUGCUGUGGUGCAGGAACUGCAGCAGAUACGGAAAUGACCACACAAAUGGUGUCUUCUCAACUGGAAUUACACAGAUUGUACACUAAUCGUGUUGUAAGGGUGGCUACCGCCAAUCAAAUGUUGAAACAGUAUUUGUUCCGUUAUCAGGGAUAUAUUGGGGCUGCAUUGGUACUUGGAGGUGUUGAUUCCACUGGUUCCCAUCUAUACUCAAUUUACCCACAUGGCUCAACCGAUAAACUUCCAUACACCACCAUGGGUUCUGGAUCAUUAGCUGCAAUGGCGGUGUUCGAGUCUCGUUGGAAACCUGAUAUGGAGGAAGCCGAUGGGAUCCAACUAGUAAGAGAUGCCAUAGCAGCCGGUAUCUUUAACGAUUUGGGGUCAGGUUCUAAUGUUGAUGUUUGCAUUAUUCGCAAUGCUGGCCCAGUGGAUUAUAGGAGAACUUAUGAUGAGGCUAAUAAGAAGGGGGAGAAGCAGAGGUCUUAUAAGUAUCCAAAGGGUACUACAGCCAUUUUGACUACUAAGGUAGUAGAUGUUGAAGAGGUGGCUGUAAGGAAGAUUGAAGGGCAAGACCAAAUGGACACAGCUUAAGAAAUUGCUGAUUAAUUAUAUAUUUAUAAGUAAUUAAAUGGGUUUAUUCAUCAAUUAAAGUUUUUGAUACAAA